UCAGAUACUGAACUACUAUUAGUUAGCACAAGCGGCUGAAAGUUCGCUAAAAUCAAUUAUCAGUUGUUGAAAUAAAUAGUCAGCGGUUAAAAUUCAAAACUAGUGGCUAUAAAAUUGAAUUUUGCGCAAAAUGUGUUGUAUAAUGAAAUAUGGAUUGUUCGUUACCAAUUUGGUUUUCUCUUUGGCAGGCCUCGGUCUGCUGGGGCUGGGCAUAGCCGUGGUAGUGCAGGUGACCGAGCUCACGGACCUGGUGCCGGCCGGCAUCACCACCAUCCCCAUAACCCUGCUGGUGGUGGGCGGCUUCAUCUUCGUCACCGCCUUACUGGGCUGCUGCGGCGCUAUACGGGAGAACAGAUGCUUCUUGAUGCUGUACGCGAUCAUCAUCUUCGUUCUCGCGGCGGGUAAGACGUACGUGGCGGUGGCCACGUGGCGCGCGGUGAGCAGCAUCAGGGAGAGCGUGGUGGAGUGGCUGGGGGACGCCUUCGCAAACCCUGAGAUGAGGGAGCCCUUCCAUGUCAUGGAAACUGCUUUCAGGUGCUGCGGGACUACGGGGGCGGCGGCCUACGAGGGACCCCUGCCCGUUAGCUGCUGCCCCGACGACGUCGCCUGCGGGCUGGCCACCGCGUACGGCGGGUGCAAUGACCGCAUCGGCACAUUCGCCGAGACCUAUGGACAGGCUAUAGGCGCUGUAGUUAUUAUUGUUAUUGCUGUUGAGUUAAUUUUGGCGGCCUUCACAAUUUGUUUCUGCACAUCUAUUACAAAAAGUUCCACUGCGAAAGUCUAGUACUAUAGCUCUAUGACUCCACUCUACCUUAUUUAAUAUGUCCUAUUUAAAAUAAAGUAAUUUGUA
Molecule: messenger RNA, 850 nt
Organism: Aricia agestis (brown argus)
Lineage: Eukaryota; Metazoa; Arthropoda; Insecta; Lepidoptera; Lycaenidae
Product: tetraspanin-9-like
Exons: 5
Coding region: 131-784 (217 amino acids)
Cellular component (GO): membrane
Source: RefSeq, a predicted model, not a curated record